GCUGGGGGCGGGGGGACGGUGAGUCGGGAUAAACACUCCGCGGCGGUGGCGGCUGCUGCUCUUCUCUGGGUUCUGUCAGUGUCGGCGGUGCCCAGCUCACCGGUCCCCUCCCCCUUCUGGCGAGCGUGGUCGCAAGAGAGGCUCUCUCAACCCUGCUCUGCCGGGUCCUCAGUGGGGCGCGCGUGUCCGGCGGCGGCAAACCCGUGGGCAGUGGGGGUUGGUCCCGUGGCUCCGGCCCCCGGUGCAGAAUGGCGGCGGCGGUUCGGAUGAACAUCCAGAUGCUGCUGGAGGCGGCGGACUACUUGGAGCGGCGGGAGAGAGAAGCUGAACAUGGUUAUGCCUCCAUGUUACCAUACAAUAACAAGGACAGAGAUGCCUUAAAACGGAGGAGCAAAUCCAAGAAGAACAACAGCAGUAGCAGAUCAACUCACAAUGAAAUGGAGAAGAAUAGACGGGCCCACCUUCGCUUGUGCCUGGAAAAAUUGAAGGGGCUGGUGCCACUUGGUCCAGAAUCAAAUCGACACACCACGUUGAGUUUAUUAACAAAAGCCAAAUUGCACAUAAAGAAACUUGAAGAUUGUGACAGGAGAGCCAUUCAUCAGAUAGACCAGCUUCAGCGAGAGCAGCGACACCUGAAGAGGCAGCUGGAGAAGCUGGGCAUUGAGAGGAUACGGAUGGACAGCACGGGCUCCACCGUCUCCUCCGAGCGCUCGGACUCCGACAGGGAAGAGAUCGACGUGGACGUUGAAAGCACAGACUAUCUCACGGGCGACCUGGACUGGAGCAGCAGCAGCGUGAGCGACUCGGACGAGCGGGGAAGCAUGCAGAGCCUGGGCAGCGACGAGGGCUACUCCAGCUCCAGCAUCCAGAGAAUAAAGCUCCAGGACAAUCACCAGACGUGUCUCGGUCUCUAAGAGCGAAGUCGCUUCGGCUGCCCCGACGGCUUCCCCGCAGCUCUGACUAGGUAGUGUAUGGGACCUGCCCACAGUCCCCUCGCCCGGCAGCGUCAGUGUACACCGUCACCAAAAUCAGCUGUGUAAAAGUUUUCAACCAAGUGCUUAGGAUUGUGGGGUUCCCUCCCCCGCCCCCUUUGUUCUUUUGUUUUAAUCCUGGAUCCUCAUCAUAAACGGGUUCCCUGCGCCUGCCAGCGUCGGCGGGCACACGCUGAGCCAGUCAGGGUAGGGCGUGUGCAGCUCCGGACCUGGAAGGGCAGCACACACCUGUCACUGCCCAUUCUCCGGGGUGGACGCCACUUGUCCCUCUAAGAAGUGGGGGGACGCCGACCAGGAUUGUGGGUUUCUGAUUGCAUCCUCUAGCUUCUUUCUCUCCAUAAAAAUUUGUCUCUGAGAGACUGUACAUUCCAAUCAGUUUGCAGCACCCAAGAAUUCUUAGACCGAAUAAGCAACUCUCCCGGAUUGGAAACGUCCCCCUCUUAGUUACUAUCCCCAGGGUGUCUACCAGAGCCUCCUUAAAGUUUGCUGGCUUUCUACCUUACUUGCCUAGCAGAAAUGUCCGAAUGUGUCUUGUGCUUAGGAAACUGAAGGAAACAAACUUUUCCAGUUGAGAGCCUGAUCUCAGAACUCCAAAGCAAGCUUUGAAAGUGGCAUUUAAAAGCACUUAACCAUGGACCUCACCCUCGGUGAGGAGUCAGGAAUACCUCCAGAAAACACACCUUCCCCACACACCCCGGCCCCACGAGCAGAUGGGAGCAGUAUUUCUCACUUCAAAAUGGACACCUUGAGCGCAUGUCUUUGGGGUGGCACAGCUUAGGAAAAAAGCUCCAACAUCAUUCGUUCUCACGAACCAAACGGUACAAUCUAUUUUUGCGCUCUGUCCUUGGGGCCCGCGCUGUGUCCCGCUCUCCAAAGGCGCACUUCCCCUCAAAAGUUGGUCACGCUUCUUGUCUCUGGAACAUUUUUUUUUCCUACCUCAGAGAUAAACGAGAUCUCCACUUCCCACUUAACACCCACUGAUUAUGCCUCUUUUUGUUGUUGUUGUUGUGUUUUUUUUUCCCCAAAUAAGUGACAUUUGGUCCAAUUCUAAUCUAUUUUCCUGUUUAACUUUCAGCAAUAACUGAGCUUGGGUGCUAGCUGAGCUAGUGUCCAUCAUCAGUGAAAGGAAAAGUCCACAUUUCUACUCUGUUGCAGGUGAACAGGAGGGGAUGGUACAGUGUUGCUAGAAUUCCUCUCCUCAUUAUUUUUGGACAAACCCUGAACCUUCUUUACGGAGGCUUUUGGGUUGAUAGUUUAAAAGGCUGAUUUUUCUUUUUGGUUACAAUUUCUCCCUUAAGUGGUCUCCCACUUUGUAGCAUUUUUAUUUAAGCUAAAACAGAGCACAUGUAUAUGUACAUAAGACACAUUAAAUCUAUAAAUACUAUUUAUUCAUUUUAUAUAAACUAAUGUAAUGGAAAAUAAAUUCUUAUGACUUUGUGCUUUUAUAGAUGUUCUAGAAACUUUGUAUGUAGGUAUCUACAAAAUUGGUUCAUCCCCCUCAAUAUUUUUGCAUUCAUAUUUUUGAGGUCUCAGUGUUUUCAGCCUCUGACGAAUCUUUUUCAUUGAAUUUGAACCAUUUGUAAAAUCUGUGACGCUGAAACAGAGUGUGUGUCACAACGUGAUGAGAACAUUCCUAAAAUCCACAGACGCACCUGCAACCUAAGGGCUCCACGGCUGAACCGGAAGCAGGCAGCACCUGUGCCCCCGCUGGCCUGCGGUCUCUAGCCCGCCACAGCCUCACAUCUCCUCAGCGCCUCCUUCCCCACAACUAAAAGUCCAAACUCACUCCACAUGGAAGCUCAUUCUAGAGGUGAAAGCAGUCUAAACAAAGCAAGAUUACUUUUGUGUUUGUCUUUCCUUUUGAUGAUUCUUUAAUGUAUUAAAAUUUUUUAAUUGGAAGUAGUGGAUUCCUAAAUGAUUCCACAGUCAUCUGUAAUUCUUCCGUUUUUGUUUUGUUCUGUUUUCCUCUUCAUUUCAGCUUUGGGUAAGGGGAGGGGCAGGUAACACAAAGGAUUUUUUUUUUUUUUUUUUGAAUCUUUUUCCAAUUACCAGCUGAAGAUUUGCACUGAAAUACAACUUGUAUGCCUUUUGCAUUUUUAAAGCCUGCUUCCUGAAUUUAAGCAGAGUGAUAGUGUUCAAAGAGCCAGCUCAGCCUGUACCAUGUUUGAAAAAGAUAUAUAUCUGCACUUUGAGGUCCCUUUUCGAAUGCCAUUCGCUAGACCUCACAAGCAUUUUGUUUAAUUGCUACGUUCAAGCGCCUCACAAGUCCACGAUGCAGGAUGCUGUUUGGCAUCGAAAACUUAAGACUUUGGGAAGAGCUUGUGGGCUUGCAUUGGGGGAGGGAAGGGAACAAAACUCGUGUAUUUGUUUAAUUUAGAAAUAAGGCAUCUGAGAGAUGCCAUUAUUUUCUGUGUUUUAAUUGUCGUGCCUUUGAGUUAAACUGCAUUUUUGUCUUUUGGUUGAAAUAUGAAAUGUACUGUCCCAAUAUAAAAUAGUAAUUAUUUGACCUUUGCACUGUUUGUCUGGUCCUUUUCCAUUUGAUUGCAUCUAAAUAUGGAACUUGAUAGAUCUCUAUUUUUAAUGCUCUUGUGAUAAGCAGACACCAGGGUUAGAUGUGACUUUCAAAGCUAGAGGUAGAAUAGAAUUGGCAUGCUAGACAGGCCUCUCUCUAACCAAAACUAUAACCGUCAGGACCAGCAAACUCAGCCCAAGGCAGCUAAUCCCUUCCCCACGUGGCCGAUCAGCAGCCCUGAUUCGCCAGCCUAUCCUCUCAUUCACUGAUCCACCAGCAUGACUGUUAAGAGCUAGACAGUCUUUUUGGUUCUGGUUUUGUUUUUGAUUUUGUUUUUAAGCAAAAUGAAAAACCUUUCUAUUAGGGCUGUUGGGCGGGAGGGACGGGCAAAGAUAUAAACCCCAGCCUUUAAGACUUUGACUAUUGUACGUAAAUAUAGAUGUGUGUAAAUAUAGGCACAUGCAUAUUUUUAUGUGAAAACUGGUUUUAAGAAACUAAGAAGAAUUCUAAACUACAACUCUUAUUGCUACCAUUGCAGUGCAAAUGGGGAAAAUAAGAGUAUGCAGUGCAGCUUAAUUUCAGGCAGCGAGCAAAUAUAUGCGUGCUUUUGUUAACAUCCCAGAAAACCUAGCUUUCCAUGCCCGUUGGCUUAGAAUGGUGGGCAAGCACCCAGGAUAUUUUCGUUUCCUUUUGCUAAGCAGACAUCUGGAAUUCAAGGUGCUGAUAGUGACCUCGGCUCCUUUUUCGAGUCACAGAUCUCAUGCUAGUGAAUCCAAGAGCAUCAGCCUUUUUGAACAGGACCUAGAUUUUUCUUCCUGCCAACCCAAAACUAAAAUAAUUUCAGUGUUGAUUCAGAAAUGAGCACUAAGAAGGCCCUGACCCUGCAAUUGGCCGCUUGAGUAGUUUGGGGUUUUUGGGGGGUUUGUUUUGUUUUUAAGGUGGGCAUUCUCCUUUAACCUCUACUUUUUUCAAAAGAAACAAAACGUCCUUACCUGGGUUUCCUCUGAGCUUCUCUUCUCUGUCCCUGAAGUGGCCAAAAACAAAUCCUGGAGCAUGAACAAAAAAAAGUGUAAACUAGGAAGGAUUGUGAUGCUCAAAAUAACUGCCAAGCAAUAUCUUGGGGCUUGAUAAUGGAUGUUGUGGGCUUUCUUCUUGCCUCUCCCCCAUCCUUUAAAGAAAAAACUUAUUUUUGAAAAGUAUACGCAGAUACCUGAUUUGGCUUUUCUAUCAUACUAACUGGCAAGAAUACCACUUUCAUUGUGUUUUAUAACCCAUUUGUUCCCCCAAACUCACUCCUUUGUUUCCCCUAGUUUCUUUGUUGUCCCCUUUUACCUGCCUUGUGUGUUGAAUGCCAGAAAGUCAAAGGCUGUACAGCAAUUUUCUGCAUGUCUGUCUAUUAUUUUUCUAUGUCUAACUCUUGGAUGAAGUAUGUCUAGGUAGCCGGCUACUCCUGAUUUUAAAAAAAUCCUUCCUGAGAGAAGACGACCCAAAGACUCUUGCAGAUGAGGUGGUUUUUCUCAUUCUACAUGAUCAGAUGUCUGUAGAUUGUGGGAAGUUUUGUUCUCAAAGAUAGGUGGGGAUGGGGGCGGGGUGCAAUAUGUGAUUUAUCAUGACUUUUUCAUUAACACUUAUUACCUGGAUGAUUUUCUUACCCUAUGUUCUUCUGAAAGAAGAAAUAAUUGCCUGGCACUGCUAGAGUCAGCUAUUGAACGGCUGAAGAAAUUGAGUGUCUUCUCAAAAUGUAAAACAAGAAUUAGGAAAACACUCGCUGCUGAGAGUUCUCCAGAUUUUAAGUUUUGAUUUCUGAUUCGAUCUGGGGGGAGCGAGUGCAGAGGAUUGAGAGGGCUUUUUUCAUUUUAGCUUUUACCAGAGAACCAAGCUUGCCUUGACCCCUUGUCCUUAGAAUCGGUGCUCUGGGAAUGUUGCUGUUAGCCAUCAGUGUUGGGGGCCAUCUUCCUAAUGGUAAACACAGCCUAAACAGGGGAGCAGCAGAGAAGGGAGUAUGAAAUUCUGUCUCCAGAUGUUUCUUUGUGUAAAUAUGUUGCCAAUGUAAAGCCUGUGUCAAGACAUAGAGAAUGGUGCUUUUUACUAUAGUUGGUACAUGCAUUUUUAGAACUACUCCGCGUUUUAGAGAACCUUUGCUGUGUAUAUGUAAACUUCUUGUAUUGUUCAACUGUUAACAAAUAAUAAAUUAUUUCAUUAUUAAAGAAA
Messenger RNA from Sus scrofa (pig), 5715 nucleotides. RefSeq names its product MAX dimerization protein 1 (gene MXD1). Lineage: Eukaryota; Metazoa; Chordata; Mammalia; Artiodactyla; Suidae. Gene Ontology annotation, molecular function: protein dimerization activity; RNA polymerase II cis-regulatory region sequence-specific DNA binding; DNA-binding transcription factor activity, RNA polymerase II-specific. Gene Ontology annotation, biological process: negative regulation of transcription by RNA polymerase II. The record is from RefSeq and is a predicted model, not a curated record.